Molecule: messenger RNA, 1333 nt
Organism: Caenorhabditis sp. 36 PRJEB53466
Lineage: Eukaryota; Metazoa; Nematoda; Chromadorea; Rhabditida; Rhabditidae
Source: the annotation of a GenBank genome assembly
AUGAAAACGUUCGAGGCGAAAAUGAGCAAAGAGGUACGUCUGAGCUACAAUGCGAUCGAUCGUCUGGCUAACGGAAACAAUGGAAACAAUGAGAACAUCCGAGCAAACUAUAAAUGGAGUGAGACGAUCCAGCCAAACAUGUCGUUCGAGAUCGGAGUCUGGAAAUCGGUUCCCGUGGAGACGUCCGAAAAGAAAAAGCGGCGAAGGAAGAAGCAAGAAGAGGAAGAAAAGGUCAGUGAUUAUAGGGGUUGUGACAUCUUUUUUGGUUUGCAAUAUCCAUUAACUAGGGUGGCCAGGCCGAGUUUAAUUUUUUGCACAGUCUGAAGUGUGAUAACCUCUUUCCUUUGCCUUUAAGGCACUGCAUCUGAAAAACAUGAAAGGCCGCCCCAGUUUUUUGAGGGCCUACUUCUGACCCACUUGUAAUAUUUCAAUCGGACCCGGAAAAAUCGAAAACAGUUCCAACAAUGUUGAACUCGGUCAGGCCGGUUCAAUUUUUGACAAGUCUCAUCUAAAUAGAUUUCUUUUCAGAUCGAUUUGGAGAGCAUCGACUACGAGUCUCACUUGACUCCAAAAAUUGAAAACAUGAAGAAACCUCUCCAAACUCCUCCGAAGAAACCGAAUACCUACGUGAACACUUAUCAACAGGAGAAGCCGCCAUGCUUCUGCUACCUUUGCCUCAUCCGUCUAAACCUCUCCACUUCUUUUCCGAGACGUUUCUUGAGAGUCGCCCACAAAGUACGGAUGGUUCGGUUGAUCAUCAUUUCCAACGCGACCGAACGUCUCUUCAUCAAAAUGGUAGUGCAAAUCGAAAAGUAAACAGACUAUCAGGUUGCAAUGUUGUGUUGCAGAUCAAGGCAAUGAUUGCUAACGGAGUGCCAAGACCGCCGGGUGUCUCCUACACGAAAGUCGACUACAGAGUCGUUCUGGAGUUCUUCGAAGCUCACUGUAAACCAGAAAUAAUCGACCUUGGAGUGAUGCUCAAUGAUCAACUGGCGGAGAUCAAAAGAAACAACAACAUGGCGGGAAUGAAGCGUCUUCAUGAGGUGUUCAAAGCACUCGUAUUUGCCAGUUGUGCAAAGGUUAUCAACAGAACUAUGGCGUUUUGUUAUCAAUAACAAUUAUACAGGUGUUGUUCAAGAUUCUGCUGGUGCAUGUGCCGAACGAUACUCUUCACAAGAAAUCGUUCCUUUUCGUCAGAGAUAUUAUGAGUUAGUAAACAAAGGAUAAAUGUAAAACAUUUUGAUUUUCUUCAGGAAUGGAUCCACUUCGCUUCUUGCAAAUGGACCAGACUGCGCCGGCUAACUUGGACAAGAAUUUCCUGAGACUUUACUGA